CCCUCGGCGGAUAGCUACAGGAGUUGAAAACCCAUCGACGGAGGCUGCAAAAUCUCCGCCACCAGAGCCCCAGAAGACGAGGUUUUGCAUUCGGCGAAGGAGAUAAAGGCGCGUGUUGAAACAGCUGCUCGAAACAAUGGCGUGUCUCCUCUCGACUUGCCCUCGCCCUUUUCUCAGGGACCUCUCAGAUUGUAGACUUAUUAUUUCUCGAUCAAGCAUACAUGAUAUUACUUGUUUGAGACUCCAGAAGAAGGGUAUCUCAGCAGUCUCCAGGGGAGAAUCUCAAGCACUCGGCGAGGAAGAUAAAAGCAACAUGGUGAGUCCUAGAAAAGGAUCUAAGGCCACUCCACGUACUCCAAGGCGUAGCAGAAAGAAAACUCCAGCUGAUAAUCUAGAACAAAGUCCUAUGGAAACGGUCAGUAGUACGGUUGAAGAGAGUUCUACUUUAGUGCCAUCUGGAGAUUCUAAGAAAACGACAAGAAAACCCAGGAAGAAAGUUAGUCAGUUACCAAUUUCCCAAGAGGAGAAAACUGUGAAAAGAGCUGGUAGGAGGUCUUCUAAAAAGACUGAAUUGACAGAAGUGAAUUUGAAAGAACUUACUAUUCACAACAACCUCACAGAGGCAGAUUUGUCAAAUAGAGAACAGCAAGAGCUGCAAAUAGCAGAUGAUGAUGGUGAGGAUAUUAGUCACACUUAUGCUUGGCCUCCUCUUGUUUGCUGCUUUGGAGCUGCACAGUAUUCAUUCUUACCUUCUGGAAGGUCAGCUAAUAGAUUGAUAAACCACGAUAUACAUGAGUCAAUGAAGGACAUGUUUUGGUCACCAGAGAAAUUUUUCAGAGCGCCUGGAGGGCCAGCAUCCAGUGUUGCCAUAGCUCUUGCUGCUAUAGGUGGUCGAGUUGCAUUCAUGGGAAAACUUGGGGAUGAUGAAUAUGGUCAGAACAUGUUGUAUCAUUUAAACAUAAAUAAUGUACGAACUCGUUCUAUCACACUUGAUAGUUCAAGGUAUACAGCACUAUCCUACAUGAAAAUUUCUAGAAGGGGGGGCCUCAAAGUGAGUUGCUCAAGACCUUGCGCGGAGGAUAGUUUUUUGAGCUCCGACAUAGAUAUUGAUGCCCUAAAGGAGGCAAAAAUGUUCUAUUUUAAUUCUUCAUCUUUGCUUGACCAAAACAUGAGAUCUACAACCUUGCAAGCCAUCAAAGUUUCCAAGAAAUUUGGGGGUGUCAUAUUUUUUGAUCUUAACCUCCCUCUGCCACUUUGGAAAUCUAGUGAAGAAACUAAAGCCAUUAUACAGGAAGCAUGGAAGCAUGCCAAUGUAAUUGAAUUGACCAAACAAGAACUUGAGUUUCUUUGUGGUAUUGAGCCUUUGGAGAAGUUUGAUACCAAGGAUAACGACAAGUCUAAAUUUAUUCACCACAAAUCAGAAACGGUUAUGCAGUUAUGGCACGAAGACCUCAAGGUCCUUUUUAUGACAAAUGGAACUUCUAAAGUACACUACUAUACAGCAGAUGCCAAUGGAUCAGUUCAUGGGAUGGAGGAUGCCCCUAUUACUCCCUUCACAGGUGACAUGUCAGCAUCUGGUGAUGCCAUGGUUGCUGCACUGAUGAGAAUGUUAACAGUCCAACCUGACUUAAUUACCGACAAGGGGUACUUGGAACACUCAAUCAAGUAUGCAAUUAAUUGUGGAGUCACUGACCAGUGGUUACUUGCUAGAGUUCGUGGUUUCCCUCCUAAAGAAGGUAUGGAUGCAUCAGAGUACGAAGAAGGCAGAAUUAAGUCAAUUACUGAAAGAGAAUAUCGCACGGUGUAAGGAUUUGUUUCACCAUUUUUAACAUCUUUUUGGAAGAUUUUUGAGGUUCCAGAGUAAAUUUCAUCUCCACUGAGUUGGGAUGAUCCUAACACCUGCUACUAGAAAGUAGUCACCCUGAGCAAAGAGGUAUCAAGAUUUUGGAGUUUCUGGCGUGUCUUCUUGACAUUGGUAAUUUGUAUAUGCAAAGCCUGUUAUUGUUUUUUCUAGUUGUUUAAAGUGUAGUUUGUUUGAGAUAUCAAAAAACUUGGUAGUGGCUAAUACUUGUAACAAACUUUGCAGACAUAUCUUUGCCUCGAUCUUGAAAUCUACGCAAACAGCAAAAUAACUCAA
This is a messenger RNA of Zingiber officinale, 2137 nucleotides long. Its product is annotated as fructokinase-like 2, chloroplastic. The transcript is spliced from 5 exons. Gene Ontology annotation, cellular component: chloroplast nucleoid. NCBI's taxonomy places the organism in Eukaryota, Viridiplantae, Streptophyta, Magnoliopsida, Zingiberales, Zingiberaceae. The coding region runs from base 137 to 1807 and encodes 556 amino acids. The record is from RefSeq and is a predicted model, not a curated record. Gene Ontology annotation, biological process: chloroplast organization; etioplast organization; plastid transcription.